UUGCCUAGAGAAUCCCAUGGACUGAGAAGCCUGAUAGGCUACAGUCCACGGGGUCGCAAAGAGUUGGACACGACUGAGCGACUUCAUUUACUUACUUAACCUGCUGAAAGCUGAGUCAUAUUCCGAGAACUAGACCAUGCUCCUGAACCAGAAUUAUGGUACCAGAGAAGUGGGUGACUCUGUGUCGCACUGUGCCCCUUCCCAUGCUUUCUAUACUCAUUAAUUGCCAAAGAUUCUGCUGCAGGUUUGCAGACCCUGUUUUAUUAUGUAAACAAAGUGCCCAGUGGGUAAAGUUGAAAAUGCCAGGCAUUGUUAAAAAUAAUUGUUCACCCUUUUCUUACAUUGCUUUGACUGCCAGUAAUCUGGCCAUGUUUAUUAAGCCACUGCUAUAAGCUUUGCUCACUUGCAUGCUUCGGAUUAAGCAAGGAAAUACUCCAUCAUAAGUAGGCAGUCUGUGUUUAGAGUCUACCAUGAGACAGAUUAAGAAGUUUCUAAAAAGACAGUGAUAUGUUUACCUCUGGUGUUUGCUGAGUGCAUUUCUGUGUUAUAAAGUACACAAAAUGACCAGUAAUUCAAAGCCUUAUUUUCUUAAUGUUAAAAGAUUGUAACUAUUCUAAAUAUAAUGCCAUAUUUGUUAAACUCAUAUCCUCAGUUUUAUAUUUCAGGAACUAUGAAAAUAUGACCAUUCAUGCAGAUAUGGAAUUAUAACAGUUAAUAAAUCAAGAGAUUCAAAAAACAAUUACUUAAGUCAAAAUAGACCAGAAAUUUUUAUUAAAUGGAUUAUGUGAUGUUAACAAUUAAACUGUAAGUAGGAAGAAGACCCACCUGAGGAAGUUUUAAAACAAGCUUCUUUUAACCUUCGAAGCAUAAAGACUACAGGUAGAGGUCACAUAGAGUAAGCACUGUGCUUGGUGUUCAACAGCUUUUAUUCUUCACCCAUCUUACUGUGGUAUAGGUGCUUACAAGAAAUGAAAAGGCAUGUGAUGUGCAGAGGGCUGAGCAUACAGCAUAAUAGGCAAUAAGAUAUUCUUUAGUGAUUAGUUAAAAGAAAUUCUGUCACCAUGUUUUGCAUACUCUGCUUUUUCUCCUCUGUUUUGUGAUAUAUAUGGUACACUUUAUACAGAGUUCUGAUUUUAGCUCUUCACACGUUUCUCUAAAUAUCACCAACUACUUCUACCUGAACCUUAAACAGCCAAAACCUCUAUAGUUCUCUUAUUUGAAAGCCAAUACUUUAAAAUCAAUACAGGUUUUAUCAUGCAUUUUAUGUAGAUUCAUUAUAUCAACCUAACUCUAAAGCUUAACAGUUUUAAAUUCAAGGUUGAAUGUCUUUUUAAAAUUUUAUUUGUCAAAUUUUGUUGAGUGGAGAAAAAGGGAAAGAAAUUAUUGUACCUAAAUUACCAUAUUAUAAGCAUUUGCUCUUUAGUAGUAUCUAUAAAAAUUGCAUAGUUCUACAUUUUUUACUUGCUCAUAUAUCAGAAAAAUACAUGGGAAAUUGUGACUGCAUCUAGUAUGUUGUUUGGAUGCCUGCAAAUGAAUAUGUCUUUAAAUUUUUGUGUUACAUAAAAUAAUAAUCUCAAUAUCUCUCUUUGAAGUUUAUCUAAAUAUAAUCAAGAAAUUUUAAGUGUAUUUGCCCAACAUACAUAAAAUGGCUUAUUGCAAAUUCAGAAUGAAUUGAUUUUUUGUUAAAAAUAUAUUAGCUUGAUGGUGUGUCUUAUAAACUGCAUUUCUACCAAUGCCUAGCAACUUAAAGUGAGUCUGUCACAUUAUUUUAGUCCUUGAGAUAUUGCUGACUAUUUAAGACUAAAACUCUCUGAAGGGUACAUUUGGGCAGAAUUCUUAAAAAAGACCUUUAACUUAAAAUAUUACAUAUAUGUAUACAAAUAAAUGAGUUUAGCCUUAGCUAUAUCAUCCUGUUUUACCUACUCAUGGUUUAAAGGACCUCCAUGUAAUAUAUAUAAAAAUAUAUAUAUGCAUAUAUAUAUAUAUAUAUAUACACACACACACGUAUUGAUGGAAUAGCCAAGACUGGGUGAUUUUUGUCAGUUUCCUUUAGUGACAUCAAAUUUUUUGUAGUGAUACCAGUCAUAUUUUCAGAGGGGGACAGUUUUGAUUAAUUUAUACUUUAUAGACUUCAUUUUUGUGUGACUGAUACAUUGAUAGAAAAGCCAUGUAUAACUAAGGGAGUGUACAGAGUAGUGGGGUACUUGGUUUUACUUUUUAUGUCAAUUUCGCUUUUAGACAUAGUGUUUUCACCUAUUGAUUAUACUCUCUUCUCUCCCCAGCUCACCCCUUAGUUCUUUGCUGUAACUCCUUUACCUGUACCUGUUACUAUAGAAAUACGGUGAAAAUAUAUUCCCAUAUGGCAUACUCACUUCCAAAUAAAUGUACUAAACAUGACUACUUUUUUCCUAUACAGUAAAAUUAAAAUAACUAACCUUUACUUAAGAAAAUUGAGGUUUAUUUUAUUUUAAAUUGAGCUUUAGAAAUGGAGAUUUAGAAUAAGCUGUAUAAAAUUACCCAAUAUUUUAUUUUCCUGUCUCUAGACUGCAUUUUACAAUCAAUUUAGGGAUAUGGAAGCUAUAAAGAUAUGUUUCCUAAAAUGCAGGUGUUUUUUUCCUAAUGUUACUUCCUUGACUAGAACGUAAGUUAUAUUUAUGUAAUCAGGUUCGGUAUACUGGUUGUGGUUAGUAGAGUAUUGCGGAGCAAAGCAACAACUCAAAUAUCCCUCCCAGUGGAGCCCCGGGGGUUCUGAAGUUCAGAGCCAGCUUGUUGCAGGCGCAUUCUCAGCAACAGACUGCGGUUAGAGGGACCAAGGAGCACAUGCAGGGGACGCCUGCUGUAGAGGUCCUCCAUUAAACUGCUGAAGAAACCAGUUUUUCCCUUUAUCAGUAUGAAAAGAAAUCCAGUGAGUUGAGGAAAAUCAACUGAAAGACAAACAAGAAGGGCCAAAAUGAACAAGCACAACAGUUGAUCUGGAGAAUGAAAAUUACAUAGGAAGCAGAAGGAUUCUGAAGAGGCUCAGUCUGUAAAUCCUUCCAGCGUUGAUGAAAAUAUUGACUCUGAGACAGAGAAAGACUCUCUCAUCUGUGAAAGUAAACAGAUAGUUCCCAGUAAAGCACCUCUUCCAUCUGCCCUUGAUGAGUAUGAGUUCAAAGAUGAUGAUGAAGAAGAAAUAAAUAAAAUGAUUGAUGACAGGCAUAUUCUUAGGAAAGAACUGCGAAAAGAGAAUGAAUCUGAAGUAGAAAAGAGUAGUUUAUUUGCAAAACAGGAAAAAGCUUUCUAUCCUAAAUCAUUUAAAAGUAAAAAACAAAAGCCAUCUAGGGUUUUGUAUUCAAGUUCUGAAAGUUCAGAUGAAGAAAUUCUUCAGAACAAAAAGUGUUCUGCUCCAUGUUCUGUCCCUGAAACAUCAAAUUCUGAUAUUCAAACCAAAAAGGAAUAUGGAGUUUCAAAUGAACACAAACAGAAAGGCAAAGUUAAAAGAAAAUUAAAGAACCAGAACAAAAAUAAAGAGAACCAAGAGCUGAAGCAAGAAAAAGAGGGGAAAGAAAAUACCAGAGUAACAAACUUGACAGUUAAUACUGCACUAGAUUGUUCAGAUAAGACCAGAGAUGAGGGGAAUUUUAGGAAAUCUUUUAGCCCGAAAGAUGAUACUUCGUUACAUUUAUUUCAUAUUUCCAGUGGUAAAUCUCCCAAACAUUCUUGUGGACUCAGUGAAAAGCAGUCAACACCACUAAAACAAGAACAUUCUAAAACCUGUUUAUCACCAGGAAGUUCUGAAAUGUCAUUACAGCCUGAUCUUGUUCGGUAUGACAAUAUAGAAUCUGAAUUCUUGCCAGAAAGUUCAAGUGUAAAAUCUUGUAAGCAUAAGGAAAAAAACAAACAUCAUAAAGAUUUCCACUUAGAAUUUGGUGAAAAGUCAAAUGCCAAAAUAAAAGAUGAUGAUCACAGUCCAACAUUUGAAAAUUCAGAUUGCACACUGAAAAAAAUGGAUAAAGAGGGUAAAACAUUAAAAAAACAUAAGUUAAAACAUAAAGAAAGGGAAAAAGAAAAGCAUAAAAAAGAAAUUGAAGGUGAAAAGGAGAAAUACAAAAGUAGGGAUGGUACUAAAGAGCUGCAACGGAGUGUGGAAUUUGAUAGAGAGUUUUGGAAAGAGAAUUUUUUUAAAAGUGAUGAAACUGAAGAUCUAUUUUUAAGUAUGGAACAUGAGUCCCUAACGUUAGAAAAAAAGUCAAAGUUGGAGAAAAACAUAAAAGAUGAUAAAUCAACCAAGGAAAAACAUAUCUCCAAAGAGAGAAACUUUAAAGAAGAACGGGAAAAGAUUAAAAAGGAAAGUGAGAAAUCUUUUAGGGAGGAAAAAAUAAAAGAUUUAAAAGAUGAGAGAGAGAAUGUACUUACAGAUAAAGAAACAGAAUUCAGCUCUUUAGGUGUAAGUGCCACUGAAGACACUAUAGGGUUACAUUCAGGGGAAAAAGAAAUAGAAAUUGAAAAGCAUAUGAAAGAAAGUAAGGAAAAAUCUGAAAAACGAUUUCAAACUAAAGAUAGGGACAUUGAGAGGGCUGACAGAAAAAAUUCUGAAAAAGAGAAGAAGAUAAAACAUGAGCAUAAGUCAGAGAAAGACAGAUUAGAUCCUAGUGACUCUGUCGACAGAAUAAAAGAAAAGGACAAGCUAUAUUCACAUCACACAGAAAAAUGCCAUAGAGAAGGUGAGAAGCUAAAAAACAUUACUACCAUUAAAAAAAACGAUGACAGAGAUAAAAGUAGAGAAAAGAUGGAUAGGAAACAUGACAAAGAAAAACCUGAGAAAGAGAGACAUCCAGCAGAGAGCAAAGAGAAGCACUUGAUGGAAAAAAAAAACAAGCCAUCAGAUAAUAGUGACUAUUCUAAAUCAGAAAAAAGCAAAAAUAAAGAAAAAGAUAGGGAGGUAGAUAAAAAGGACAAAUCUAGAGACAGUGUAAAUAUAAGUAAUUCCAAACACUUCCAGGAAGAGAGAAAGUCAAAUAUAACAGACAGUAAUAAAGCACAACAUGAAAAAACUUUCUCUCUCAAAGAAAAAACAAAAGAUGAACCUUUAAGAACUCCUGAUGGAAAAGAAAAAGAUAAAAAAGAUAUAGAUAGAUACAAAGAACGAGACAAACAUAAGGAUAAAAUUCAACUGAGUAGUUCACUCAAACUAAAAUCUGAAGCAGAUAAGCCUAAACCUAAGUCAUCACCAGCAUCAAAAGAUACUCGGCCCAAAGAAAAGAGGCUCGUGAAUGACGACUUAAUGCAGACCAGCUUUGAAAGGAUGCUAAGCCUUAAAGACCUGGAAAUAGAGCAGUGGCACAGAAAACACAAGGAAAAGAUUAAGCAGAAAGAAAAGGAACGGUUGAGAAAUCGCAAUUGUUUAGAACUUAAAGUAAAAGAUAAAGAAAAAACAAAGCAUGCACUAGCUGAGUCCAAAAAUAAAGAACUUACUAGAUCAAAGAGUUCUGAGUUGACUGAUACUUACACUAAGGAGAAACACUGUAAAGAUGCUGUAAGUAAUAGAUCCCAAUCUGUGGACACCAAAAAUACAAUGAGUUUAGGCAAGUCAUCCUUUGUUUCAGAUAAUAGCUUGAACAGGUCUCCUAGAUCAGAAAGUGAAAAGCCAGGUCUCAGCUCCAGGUCUGUCUCCAUGAUUUCAGUGGCUAGCUCAGAAGAUUCCUGCCUUACUACAAUGACAACCCCAAGGCCUCCAGUUGAGUAUGACUCAGACUUUAUGUUAGAGGGUUCGGAUUCUCAAAUGUCCUUUUCCCAGUCACCGUUUUUGCCAGUUGCCAAAUCUCCUGCCCUUCAUGACAGGGAGCUAGAUAGCCUGACUGACCUAUCAGAGCGGAUUAAAGCAUCGUAUGCUAGCAGGCUUCUGACUUCCCAUCUCCGGGCAUCUUCUGUCGAAGAUGCUAAACUAGUUACAAAUGAAGGGAGAUCAGCUGCAGAAGCCCGAAGAUGUAGCAUGCCCUCUGUCAUUUGUGAGCAUACAAAGCAAUUCCAAACAAUAUCAGAAGAGAGCAGUCAAGAUGGCUCAGCUGUGCCAAGAGAUAUUUGUCCUUCUCCCAAAUCUGAGGUAUCUUCCAACGUGCCUGAAAGAGAACUUUUGAGCGUGUCUAAUAUACAUUCCAGUUUUGCAGCCUCUCCAACUAGAUCUAUAAACAGCAAAUAUAAUUCUGCUGAUACAAAUGUCAUCAAGGGCGCUGCUCCCAUGGGCAUGCUGAUGGGCAGUCCUGUGCACUUAGAGCCCUCUAAUCAGGUUGGUGUGAUCCAAAGUAAGUCAUGGGAGAUGGAGUCGUUAAACACCGGAGACUUUAGCUGCCCAAAUUCUGCUGCACCUGAUCAAGAUUCUUCUGUUCAGGGUUUUUGUAAUCCUGAAAACAAAGUAUUGAGAGAACAGAAUAUUGAUUUUGUGUCCGUGCACCAGACUGAAUUGCCAGGAAACACUUGUGCUCAGGAUCCAGCAUCCUUUCUCCCUUCCCAGCAACCUUGCUCUUUUCAUGGCCAAUCACUUUCAGAUGCUGAAUCUAUUUCCAGACAUACUUCUUUGUCCUAUGUCACCACUCAAGAACCAGGUAUUCUACAGCAGAAAAAUGCAAUUCAAAUGAUCAGUUCUGUUUUGGAUACUGAUACUGAACCUACAAAAGAUAUGGAAAAUACUUUUGUCCUAACAGACGUUCAGAAGACAGAUGCCUUUGUCCCAGUGUACUCUGAAAGCACUGUUGAAGAAGCAGCACCAAAUUUUGAGAAAGCUAGUACUUUGCCAGUAUUGACAUCAGAAAAGGACUUUAAUGGAAGUGACGGGUCUUCCCAGCCAAAUCCUCAUUACGCAUUUAGCAAGCUAAUGUUUAAGUCUUCCAGUGGCCAUGAGGCUGAAAAAAGCACUUCUGAUACUCAGGAUACUUCACAUGAAAAAGAAAACAAACUGGAGAGUUUGGUUUUGACUCAUUUAAAUGAUAAGUGUGAUUCUGAUUUAUGUGAAAUGAAUGCAGGAGUGCCAAAAGGAAAUCUGAGUGAACCAGAUAAUCCAAAACAUUGUCCUGAAAGUGAGAAGUGUUUGCUUUCCAUCGAGGAUGAGGAGUCACAACAGAGUACUUUAUCGAGUCUGGAGAACCAUCCACAGCCAUUGGCUCCACCAGAAAUGCAUAAAUACGGACACUUAGUUAAAGUAGAACUAGAGGAAAGUGCUGAAGAUGAUAAACCUGAAAACCAGAUCCCUCAAAGGAUGACCAGAAACAAAGGAAACACAGGAGCCAGUCAAAGCAAGCAGCUUCUGGCCAGCUGUGCACUGUUGCCAGACAAAGACAGUGAGUCUGCAUCCCCUCGAGGAAGAAUAAGAUUAACUGAGGAGGACGACCCUCAGAUUCACCACCCGCGGAAAAGAAAAGUGUCUCGGGUGCCUCAGCCAGUACAAGUGAGUCCGUCUCUGCUGCAAGCAAAAGAGAAAACCCAGCAGUCCCUGGCUGCCAUUGUGGACUCGCUGAAGCUCGAUGAGAUCCAGCCAUACAGCUCAGAGCGCGCAAAUCCCUAUUUUGAAUACUUGCACAUAAGAAAAAAGAUUGAAGAGAAGCGCAAGUUGUUAUGUAGUGUGAUCCCUCAGGCACCUCAGUAUUACGAUGAAUACGUGACGUUUAAUGGGUCAUAUCUCCUGGACGGAAACCCCUUAAGCAAGAUCUGCAUACCCACAAUUACACCCCCACCUUCACUGUCAGAUCCACUUAAAGAGCUUUUUCGACAACAGGAAGUUGUCAGGAUGAAACUACGUUUGCAGCACAGUAUUGAAAGGGAAAAACUCAUUGUAUCCAAUGAACAGGAGGUUCUUCGGGUUCAUUACAGAGCUGCAAGGACACUGGCAAAUCAGACACUGCCAUUCAGCGCAUGCACGGUUCUCCUGGACGCGGAAGUGUACAGCGUGCCCCUGGAUGCCCAGUCUGAUGACAGUAAAACUUCUGUGAGGGAUCGCUUUAAUGCAAGACAGUUCAUGUCAUGGUUACAAGAUGUGGAUGAUAAAUUUGACAAAUUAAAGACCUGUCUUUUAAUGAGGCAACAGCAUGAAGCUGCAGCUUUAAAUGCCGUCCAGAGGUUAGAAUGGCAGCUCAAACUCCAGGAACUUGAUCCUGCCACCUAUAAAUCUAUCAGCAUCUAUGAAAUUCAAGAGUUUUACGUUCCCCUGGUUGAUGUUAACGAUGACUUUGAAUUGACUCCUAUAUAGCAGCCGUUACUUCCUGAUGGUGUCUUAAACAAAUGAGGCUCAAGAGUGUUACGCUGUGGAAUGCUGCCUUUUGACAAAAAUACGAUAUUAUGCCUUCACAAUUGUUAGUAAAGUUCAACUAAAGUUGGUGAUGUAGUAAACACUGUCAUUUUAUUAAAAAUGAAAAGAAUUAUUUUGGAUCUUAGAUCCAAGCAGUUUCUAACUGAAAACUACUAUUUAUAUUGGUGGAAGGUGACUCACAUUGGAGCCCGCCCGUUGGCAGAUGUCAUAGUUGAGUAGGGAGCAGAGGAGCUGCUAAUGGCGCUGGAAGCUGUUAGCGCUCUGUGUACGAGGUGACUGCGGGUGUUCAGGUUCUGUCAGUCUGCUAAGAUAGAUCAACAAACUAAAAGGCGCAGUUUCUAAUGUGGAAGGAAAACUUGGCACAAAAUUUCUUCAGUUUAUUUUAUCUGUAAGUUAAUUGUAUAGCUUUCUUUUCGAAAGUUUUAAUAUUGUCUUCCUUUUUAAUAACUUAUUUUAUAUAUAUUGUGCAGAUGUAAAUCUUGUAAUUAAUGGUCAAAAUGUAUACAAAGGGAUUGGUAGUCAAAACAUAUACAAAGAGAUAAUUGUAAAACUGUUUUGUCUAAUGUUUUAUUGGACCAAAGUUGUAGUUUGUAUGGUAUGGAGUGUAGUGAUAGUGUGUUGAGGUAGCAGGACCUUUAAAUAAGGCAUGCGUGUCUGCAUUAGCUUGUUACCAUCACAGAAUUGUAGAGACUGUGACUUAGCUGCAUGCUUCCUAUAAUUUAACCCUCUCCACAGUGAUGCCUGGCGGUAGUGUAAGGUGUUUCAUACCAGUCUCCCAGGGUAGGACCUUUGGCUUACUAUGUUGGACAUUUUAUUUAGAAUUAGUCAUGCAAAGAAACAGCUCUUUCUUCAUCUCACGAUAGAGCCUAUUCUCCCUCCCCCCAAAAAAUGCCUUUGAAUGAAAAUUCUGAAAUUGUAAAUGUCUAUUUUAAUACUCAAGUAUGAAAGAAUCUGUGAAUAUAUGUAAAUAUGUUUAAUAAAUUUUAUUGGUCAUGUUAAAUCAUUGUAAAACUUUUUUACAUUGCUCAAAUAUAAUGUUUUAAGCUUAAUAACCUUUGCACUUUUAAAUAAAAACUGAGUACUCAAGAAAGAAAUACUUGGUAGUCACAAUAAGUAAAAGCAAUGGGCAUAUUCCUAUUGACCUCUGCAAUGUUUAUGAAAAAUUAAUAUGUUGUAUUUUUUCCUUGUAUCAAGAUGCAAAACAUAUACUUUUCAGAAUUUUAUAAUUAAAGUAAGAUUUGGUAUGCUGUUUUUUAGUAAAAUAAUUAGCAAUAUACAUAGAAAAAGUCCAGUUUCUCCUAUAACAUGAUGUCAAUUAAAUGUUCAGGAAUAUUUCAGAUUUGAAACCUGCUGCUAAACUUAUUAAACAUUUUUUGAAAGAAAAUUAGGUUAUAUGUAAAAUGGAUCAUAAGUAUAUGAAAUAAAAUUUACAGAACUUUCCAUAAUACCUUCUUAAAUUAUAAAAUAAUACUGGAUGUUUUUUAUUCCAGUAGAAGUAAAGAAUAUAUAAGGAAUAAAGUGAUUUAAAUUCAGCUAGCAAGUUGGAAGUCCCAGCUAAUGGGAAAGAAUGUAAAAUUGAAGUUUUUGAGUGCAAAGGUAUAUAUUAAGCUUAGGGCUUUUGAAUUUUUACUUCAGUUUAUAUUUUAAUUCAUACUGUACUUGGCAUGCGCAAUAAAGCAGCACAUGUGAAAAAUACACAGUGCAAGGACUUUAUUAUAAAGAUUGGAUGUAGUAGUCUUUAGAAAUUUAGAUGAAAGAUUUUGGCCUUUUUUAUUGGAUAAAUGAGGCCAAGAAAGGCAGGGUAGAUUUUAAAGCACUGGUUUUGUUGAAGUUAAGUUUAUUAAGGCUGGGAACAUUAAAAGCUAAUUUAUAAAAGCAAUACUUUUUAAUAUGAAAAAAUUAAUGCAAAUUGUGUUUAUACUUUUGCCUAAAAGUAAAAAAACCAGAUUACUGAGCAUUGAAGUCACAGAAAAUAAAAGAAGGGGAAGUUCAUACAGCAUUUUGUUCUGAUGGUUCAACCAGAGAUGGGGGACGGGGGAAAAUAAAAAUCACUGUUUGGCCAAACAGAACAAGCUGCAGAAGAGAAAAACCAAACAAGCAGAAAUCUGGCGUUUUUUAGUCACCCCAGCGUCUUAGUACUAACCACAGUUCUCUCCCUCUUCAACGGUACCUCAAGUUGCUGGAGCCUGUCUGCCAUGAUUCUGCUUCUGCAGAUUUCCUCUGUAAAGUGACUCGAAGCCAAUUGGAAUAGCUUAGAAAAAAAGAGUGAAUGCCUUGUCCGGAGGAAUUUAUACUUAAGUAAGUAGUUAAGGGCUCUUGAUAUUAAAGAUAUUCUGAAGCUCUGAAAUGCUAGGAAAAAAAACUUGGAAUGAAGUCUAUGCCUAAAAUGAUAUAAGAUUAUGAAAGAAAUAAAAGGAUGGUUAGUUUAAUCAGUGAUUUUUUUUUUUAACUGUUCAAAUAUCAUGAACAAGAUACUAAAUUGUACCUAAGGAUUUGUAUUUCUUUAAAUCUUGUUCUAAAUCAUAUCUGUUUAAUAAAUGACUAGUUGAUAUUUGUGCAUGUUAUUUAAUAAAGAGUUAUAUUUUUAUAGAAAAAA
Messenger RNA from Capra hircus (goat), 10874 nucleotides. It is a transcript of the gene ANKRD12, whose product is annotated as ankyrin repeat domain 12. The transcript has 6 exons. The record is from RefSeq and is a predicted model, not a curated record. Gene Ontology annotation, cellular component: nucleoplasm. NCBI's taxonomy places the organism in Eukaryota, Metazoa, Chordata, Mammalia, Artiodactyla, Bovidae. Bases 3182 to 8218 code for a protein of 1678 amino acids. Gene Ontology annotation, molecular function: protein binding.